CAAUAUUUCGUCUCUGACCUGUCACUGGUCAGAUAUGUAUUGCUGUCUACCUUUUUCUCUUUUACUUGCCGUCUUCUUCCACCCUUCUUUCUCACCGGUCCUUGCUUUUUCAUCUUCCAAUUCAAAAUCCCUAGAGCCUCCAUCGCUCUCAAAACGCACCUUCGCCAAAAGAGACUACACGACAUAUGGUUAUUAUGUUCUCGAACUUGCAACGUCGCCCAAUCCACUGAGGUCUAGUUCACCUCUGCUGCCCACCUUAGACAGACUACUGUCAUUAGAUGAAGUAAGCGAAAUGCUUGGUGUGCAAGUCAUCGAGCCAGCAGGAGAGCUCGAAGGACAUUGGUUAGUGAGAGCAGAUGAGAUGCUGCCGGAAUUGGGAGAGAGGAGUAUAGAAGAGAGGGACUUUGUGCUGGACACAUUCGAACGGUUGAAGGCCAGAGCACGGGCCGACGGCUUACAGCGAAGGACUUUGGACAUUGUUGCUCGCCAAUUCGCCUCUUCUGUCAAAUCGCUCGAGCGCCAGGUACCACGGCAACGAGUGAAGAGGGCCCCAAUUGAUAUUAGGCAGGACGUCGAUUCUACGGCUCGCGUGGUCGCCUCUCGUCUUGGUAUCCAGGAUCCUCUCUUUCCUGAUCAAUGGCAUUUGAUCAACGAUGAUUUUCCACAACACAUGAUGAACGUUACUGGUGUUUGGGAAGAACUAGGUCUAACUGGAAAGGGUAUCAUCUCUAGUCUUGUCGACGACGGGCUGGACUACGAGAGCGAAGAUCUCAAAGAAAAUUUUGAUGCUCUCAACUCGUACGAUUUCAACACUCACGUUGAACUUCCUACUCCACUACUUCCUGCAGACCACCACGGCACUCGAUGUGCUGGUCAAAUCGCUGCUUCGAAGAACAACGUAUGUGGAGUUGGCAUUGCGUAUGAAUCCCGCGUCGCUGGUGUGCGAAUUCUCUCCGGUCCCAUUUCUGACGUGGACGAAGCCGCUGCUCUUAAUUACGGGUACAAUCGAACUGAAAACGGCGUCGACAUUUACUCGUGCAGCUGGGGUCCGCCCGAUGACGGUAAAUCAAUGGAGGGUCCUUCUCCUCUCAUCUCCAAAGCUUUCAUCAACGGCAUCAAUCGAGGACGAGGGGGCAAGGGAAGCAUAUUCGUUUUCGCAUCUGGAAAUGGAGCAGCAAAGGGAGAUCAGUGCAAUUUCGAUGGUUAUACGAAUAGUAUAUAUUCCGUUACGGUUUCUGCCGUCGAUUACAAGGGACUUCACCCGUACUACAGUGAACCUUGUGCAGCAAACUUGGUUGUAGCUUAUAGCUCGGGAAGCGGGAAGCACAUCGUCACUACCGACAAAGGCAAGAACGAGUGCGCGACCACUCACGGUGGUACUUCUGCCGCUGCGCCCAACGCAGUCGGUGUCAUUGCUCUCGCACUACAAGCCAACCCGAAUUUGACCUGGCGCGAUGUACAGUACAUAUCUAUCGAAACCGCUAAGAUGAUCAACGAAGACGACUUGGACUGGGAAGAGACUAGCUCAGGGCGAAUGUACAGUUACAAGUACGGCUAUGGCGCUAUGGACGGCUGGGCUUUCGUUCAAAAGGCAAAAGAGUGGAAGAAUGUUGGACCACAGGCUUGGUACCACACACACUCCGUGCAAUUGGAAAAUGGGGCGUUCAAUGCGUCGGGAAAUUUCAGCGGAGGCGCUUUGAUUCCUGCUUCCAAAGCGGGUAUCAAAUCCUCCCUGGAUAUCACUGCGGAUAUGCUCUCCCAUUCGAAUUUGGAUCAGAAUAGGCUGGAACAUAUCCAAGUUCGUGUUUGGAUCCAACAUGCAAAGAGAGGGGAUGUUGAAGUUGAAAUUGUGAGUCCCCAUGGAGUGAAGAGUGUGCUUGGUGCAAAGAGGGACAAUGAUGCGAAUAACGAUGGAUAUCCCGGGUGGAUUUUCAUGAGCGUUAAACAUUGGGGCGAAAAUCCUGUCGGAACAUGGACCAUUCGCGUCUCCGACCAAUCCCAUUCCAACGCACAAUCAGUUGGGUCAUUCAUAGGCUGGAGUAUGGUUCUGUGGGGCACAGCAUUGGAUGCGACCAAAGCCCGACUCUACGAAUUCCCCACGUACGAAAAAGACUCUGAUCGAUGGAUCUUUCCGCCGGUCGAGGAUAAUAACCCAGACGACGGAAGCGAAGUUCCUAGUACGACACGUUUACCUACGCGUCCCACAGACCACCUUCCGGAAGACCAUGGUACAGCCGAAGGCGAGGCCAGCAAACCAGCUUUCGGUGGAGGAUCCUCCAAUUCAAGUUCACCUACGUCUACACCAACUGCCGACGAAGGGUACUUUGCCGAUCUUUCCAACCUGUCCUCUAAUCAGAAAUGGUUCGGAGGUGCGAUCGCUAUCGUCGUCCUCUUUGGUCUUUCUGCUGCGGUGUAUUUCUGGCAGAGACGGAGAGCGAUAAAGAGGAAGAUGGCGUACGAGAGUUUGGCGGGUAACGAUGAGGUGCCUAUGACUUCGAUGAUGGAGUCGAGUGCGUUGGUUGGCGGAGGAGCAGGAGGUGGAAGAGGCAAUUCUACUGCCAGCGGCAGAGUACCCAGGAGUGGUCGAACGAGAGAGUUAUAUGAUGCAUUUGGAGAUGUGUCAGAUUCUGAUGAAGACGAUGAAGAUGCGAAUGAAGAGACGAGACUGCGUAGGAGCGAUCAAGGUGACGUUGAGCGAGUAGGAAGGAACGAGGUUGGGUUCCAUUCGGGAUUUUUGGAUGAUGAGGAUGCUGUGUCGCCUAUGGGUAGCGCAACUCGUCUGACAUCGGGAACAAGACCAGUGGAAGGGGCAUAUCGGGAUUAACUCAAGCUGACAAGUGAUCGCGGACAGAGAUAUUUAUUAUUGUCAGGGCAAAGCACUGGAUAUUGGUAUAUUAGUAUAAUGCGCGUCCUUGCAUGGUGGCAAACACAGUAACUGAGUUGAUUGAGCAA
Lentinula edodes (shiitake mushroom) is the source of this 2952-nucleotide messenger RNA. Its product is annotated as peptidase S8/S53 domain-containing protein. Gene Ontology annotation, biological process: protein processing. Gene Ontology annotation, cellular component: trans-Golgi network; Golgi membrane. NCBI's taxonomy places the organism in Eukaryota, Fungi, Basidiomycota, Agaricomycetes, Agaricales, Omphalotaceae. Gene Ontology annotation, molecular function: serine-type endopeptidase activity. The record is from RefSeq and is a predicted model, not a curated record. The coding region runs from base 35 to 2824 and encodes 929 amino acids. The transcript has 3 exons.